This is a messenger RNA of Triplophysa dalaica, 1186 nucleotides long. It is a transcript of the gene crybb2, whose product is annotated as crystallin, beta B2. The transcript is spliced from 7 exons. The record is from RefSeq and is a predicted model, not a curated record. NCBI's taxonomy places the organism in Eukaryota, Metazoa, Chordata, Actinopteri, Cypriniformes, Nemacheilidae. Gene Ontology annotation, molecular function: structural constituent of eye lens. Bases 209 to 835 code for a protein of 208 amino acids. Gene Ontology annotation, biological process: visual perception; lens development in camera-type eye.
GUUGGCAGCAAAAGUUGAUCAAUGUCAACAGGUUCACUGAGAGUGCCAGCCGGUCAGCCUAUUGGGACCGGCCUAUGAAUGCAUUCAGUGCAUAGAAAUGUUUUGGCAGUGUAUCCGCCCCUGAGCAUGCAAUAUAUAUUGAGCCUCUGAUGCCAUCCCACAGCAACUGGCACCCCAGAACUGCUCAUCACACCCAUCCUGGUUCACAAUGGCAACUGAUCAUCAGAUCCCUGCAACCAAACAAAAGCAACCAGCGACCAGUGCAUUCAAGUUGGUGAUCUACGAACAGGAGAACUUCCAAGGCCGCUGUCAUGAGCUGACUGGGCCCUGUAACAACGUCCAGGAGGCGGGCCUGGAGAAAGUGGGCUCAAUACUCGUUCUGUGUGGACCGUGGGUGGGAUAUGAGCAGCCCGGCUGUAAGGGGGAGCAGUAUGUGUUCGAGAAGGGUGAGUAUCCUCGCUGGGAUGCCUGGACCAACAGCAGACGCAGUGACUGCAUCUUCUCCUUCCGCCCCAUUAAAGUGGAUAGCCAGGAACACAACAUCGUGCUGUACGAGAACCCAAGCUUCGCUGGGAAGAAGAUUGAGAUCAUAGAUGAUGAUGUCCCCAGCUUUCACGCUCAUGGAUAUCAUGAGAAAGUUUCCUCAGUCCGUGUGCAGAUUGGCACCUGGGUGGGUUAUCAGUACCCAGGAUACAGAGGCUAUCAGUACUUGUUUGAGAAAGGAGAGUAUAAGGAGUGUUCUGAGUUCGGGGCUGUGCUGCCUCAGAUCCAGUCAGUGAGGCGCAUUCGUGACAUGCAAUGGCACCAAAGAGGAGCUUUUCUUCCCACUAACUGAGCGACCAGCACAUCUCUUCACCCCCAGCUUCUGACGCUCUUCUUCUCCUUUGAAUGCUGAUCUUUCAAGACUCUUUCAGUUGUGUCAGUGAUUCCAUUUCCACUGCAGAGUAAAAAUAACUGCUUUUGCGUUAUGAUUGACUACGAGUUUUAUUUAGGGUUUUAUAGUUUGAAACUGGCUUGAAUUUUAUGAAAACAAUUUUUAUUAAUGAUUAUUAUUUAACAUUUUUUUUAUAAAAAAAUUAUUUGAGACUGACUCAUGCAGUACUCAGUAAACAGAAAAAUAUUUUAGGAGGAAUAUAUUUACAUAUUUCAAACAGUUUUUACCAUUUGCUCAGGAUAUCUCAAAGUA